Messenger RNA from Mycotypha africana, 309 nucleotides. RefSeq lists its product as uncharacterized. Gene Ontology annotation, molecular function: nucleic acid binding. The annotation marks the transcript as partial. The transcript has a single exon. The record is from RefSeq and is a predicted model, not a curated record. Lineage: Eukaryota; Fungi; Mucoromycota; Mucoromycetes; Mucorales; Mycotyphaceae.
AAAAAAGCCAGCAAGUACACUGCGGAAAGGGAUGCUCCCAGGACAUUAGAGCUUCGCGCGAGCAUAAUUAAAAAAUGGCGAGCGGCUGAUGUAAAUUUCAUGACGAAUUGUGUUUUCGUGGACGAAGCCGUGUUUAAUUCCCAAAUGGUUAGAUGUCGAGCGUGGUCGGAAGUAAAUGAGCCUGCAAGUGUCAAAAUGAAAACACAGCGAGGGAUAAAUGUCAACAUUAUCUGUCGUAUAUGGCCAGAGGGAUACAUAAAUUUCACAAAGGUCAACCCUUUGAAGGCAGACGACCUAGAAAUUCUCUAG